This is a messenger RNA of Argiope bruennichi, 1344 nucleotides long. Its product is annotated as mucin-2-like. The record is from RefSeq and is a predicted model, not a curated record. NCBI's taxonomy places the organism in Eukaryota, Metazoa, Arthropoda, Arachnida, Araneae, Araneidae. Bases 1 to 1344 code for a protein of 447 amino acids. The transcript has 3 exons.
AUGUUUAUGACAAUUACUGAUCCCACCGACGGUGAGAUUCGUUCUGCAAUUCGAUUUCUGAAAGCAAAGAAGGUGAAACCAGCUGAAAUCUAUCUUCAAGUUAAAGAUGCUUACGGUGAAGACACAAGUGAUGGAAUGGCGAGAAAGUUUGUUAGAACGUUAAAUGAUGGUCGGACAAAUAUCCACGAUGAGGCUCGGAGUGGUCGGCCUUCUGUUGUCAACGAUGAUCUGUAUAAUUCUGCAGGUGGUUUCAAAGUCAAAGCAUUUACGGCAGGAGUAAUUACGCCUCUAAAUACUUGUCCUCCUACACAAACUCCUACACAAACUCCUACACAAACUCCUACACAAACUCCUACACAAACUCCUACACAAACUCCUACACAAACUCCUACACAAACUCCUACACAAACUCCUACACAAACUCCUACACAAACUCCUACACAAACUCCUACACAAACUCCUACACAAACUCCUACACAAACUCCUACACAAACUCCUACACAAACUCCUACACAAACUCCUACACAAACUCCUACACAAACUCCUACACAAACUCCUACACAAACUCCUACACAAACUCCUACACAAACUCCUACACAAACUCCUACACAAACUCCUACACAAACUCCUACACAAACUCCUACACAAACUCCUACACAAACUCCUACACAAACUCCUACACAAACUCCUACACAAACUCCUACACAAACUCCUACACAAACUCCUACACAAACUCCUACACAAACUCCUACACAAACUCCUACACAAACUCCUACACAAACUCCUACACAAACUCCUACACAAACUCCUACACAAACUCCUACACAAACUCCUACACAAACUCCUACACAAACUCCUACACAAACUCCUACACAAACUCCUACACAAACUCCUACACAAACUCCUACACAAACUCCUACACAAACUCCUACACAAACUCCUACACAAACUCCUACACAAACUCCUACACAAACUCCUACACAAACUCCUACACAAACUCCUACACAAACUCCUACACAAACUCCUACACAAACUCCUACACAAACUCCUACACAAACUCCUACACAAACUCCUACACAAACUCCUACACAAACUCCUACACAAACUCCUACACAAACUCCUACACAAACUCCUACACAAACUCCUACACAAACUCCUACACAAACUCCUACACAAACUCCUACACAAACUCCUACACAAACUCCUACACAAACUCCUACACAAACUCCUACACAAACUCCUACACAAACUCCUACACAAACUCCUACACAAACUCCUACACAAACUCCUACACAAACUCGCCAUUUCUAUAUAUAUAUAUAUCCCGACACAAAUACAAUUUAG